Molecule: messenger RNA, 918 nt
Organism: Paraglomus brasilianum
Lineage: Eukaryota; Fungi; Glomeromycota; Glomeromycetes; Paraglomerales; Paraglomeraceae
Source: the annotation of a GenBank genome assembly
AUGACGGAACCCAACGACCAAGCAACCACCAGCGACUCGGCUCGGAACUCUUCCUUAACUCCCGAACAGAUUAAACGAAUUGAGGAGAAUAGACUAAAAGCCAAGGCAAAAUUGUUAGCAAAAUCAACUAACGCGCCACAAUCUUCCAAUAAUACCACAACCAUCACCUCCUCCACUCCCGCCAGCAAGAAGGAUGUCUCUUCUCAACGUCCAAUUCGUCCAAUUAAAGCUUUCACUAAUUAUUAUGAUUAUGACCUCUCCCAAAUGGUUGACUCGCGCGGUGGAUUCCUCGUAGAGGAUAACGACACGUCGACCGCAGCGGAGAAACGUAAAAGUGAACAAAACCGACCAAAACCAAUAUUCGAUCCACCGUUGAGUAUCGAUCCGGCCGAGAAUCCAACGUGUAAAGAAUGUGGUAGCAUGGAGAUUGAUUAUAAUUGGAAACAAGUGUUUGGGGUGUGUGUCUGUCAGAAAUGUAAAGAAGCUAUGCCGGAAAAAUUCAGUCUGUUGACAAAGACUGAAUGCAAGGAAGAUUAUUUGCUGACUGAUCCCGAGUUAAGAGACACUGAAGUUCUCCCUCAUCUCGCUAAACCCAAUCCACACAAUUCAACGUGGAACGACAUGAUGCUUUAUCUUCGCGAACAAGUCGAAGCAUUUGCAUUUAAUAAAUGGGGUGGAGCAGAAGGGCUAGACAAGGAAUAUGAGAGGCGGCAACAUACCAGCAAAAAAAGAAAAGAGGCAAAAUUCAAGGCUAAGAUGGCCGACAUGAGGAAACGUACCCGAACCGAAGUUAUUGAGAAAAAACGGAAUCAGACCCAUAAACAUUCUUAUGGGACAACGGUAACUGAUCCCAAGACGGGAACUCAGACUCAGACAUGCACAGAAUGCGGACUAACAAUAGAGGUAUUCGAAUUUUGA